AUGUCUUCUUCCAAGCCCACCCUCGUCUUUGUCCCUGGCGCUUGGCACAGUGCUGAUACAUGGAACAAAGUCACUGCUGAGUUGGAGCCUCGGGGCUACAAAACAGUCUGUAUCACACUUCCCUCGACUCAAAAUGACCCGACCAAGGGUCUGUUUGAGGAUAUCGAUGCAGUCAGAAAGUCCAUCCUCGCCGAGACCACCCAAGGCCGAGAUGUCGUCGUCGUAGUCCACUCGUACGGCGGUAUGCUUGGUCCCAGUGCUAUCAAGGGACUGACUGAAGCGACGAGUGAGCGACCUGGACGCGUCAUUGGCAUUGCAUUAAUGGCGACUGGCUACUGUUUUACGGAUCUUGGCUUCCUCGAGGGACUUGGUGCCCCGCCUCCUUUUUGGAAGGCUGACACAGAGACAGGAUUUGCCACGCUUCUAGUGGAUACGAGGGAGCUCUUCUACCACGAUCUCCCAGAAGAAGAAGGCAAAUACUGGCAGAGUCGACUGUUGCCACAGGCCUUGAAGCCACUCACAGACAAAGGAAAAGAUCUAGUCUACGCCGGCUGGAAAGAUGUCCCAACCAGGUACUUGAUCACGACGGACGAUAGGACUUUCCCCAUCGAGGUGCAACUGGCCAUUGCCCAGGGUGCCAAAGACCAAGGAGCGGAUAUUGUUGUCGAGGAGAUUAAGUCGAGUCAUUCUCCAAUGCUCAGCAAGCCGAAGGAGACUGCCGACUUUAUCGAGAGAGCUGCGGAAUCUUUUGUGGGCAAGAUGAAGGGGGCCUAG
Trichoderma reesei QM6a is the source of this 774-nucleotide messenger RNA. RefSeq lists its product as uncharacterized. The coding region runs from base 1 to 774 and encodes 257 amino acids. The record is from RefSeq and is a predicted model, not a curated record. The transcript has a single exon. Lineage: Eukaryota; Fungi; Ascomycota; Sordariomycetes; Hypocreales; Hypocreaceae.